This is a messenger RNA of Paramormyrops kingsleyae, 5867 nucleotides long. The record is from RefSeq and is a predicted model, not a curated record. Lineage: Eukaryota; Metazoa; Chordata; Actinopteri; Osteoglossiformes; Mormyridae.
UGAGCCAGAGAUCCAAAUUUUAAGCCUUACGGAUGGAAGAGGUUACCUUCUUCGUCACUGGAAGCGUGUAAAAAUAGUUGUUUUUCUUAUUUUCUGCUUAUGGUAUACAGGAAGUUGUUCUGAAGAUUUCUCUUCCAACAAUGUUAGAGGAUUGCAACUCAAGGUCCGUGCGCCGCCCACGUGGGCGUCUCGGAAUCCGCGGCUAACGGGAGCAGCGCGAGCCGGAGAUCCCUCGGGAAUGUGGAGGCUGGGAGACACCGGCGGCCCCCUGGGCGUGGCGUCUCCACCCAGCUCGCACCCCUUCCCUUCGGCCACGCACCGCGGAUCCAUCGGGACCGAUCUGCCGGGGUCUGACCCGGAUUACAUCAUGCAGCUGGUCAGUGACGUGCGACGGUUCGCCGACGUUCUGCUGCUGCUGAAGGAUGCCUUUCGUUCCAGAGAGAACCACGACUGUUUACAUGCCAUCGUCCACGACCGCCUGGGUGAGCUGCUACGGGUUCUUAAGGCUGUCAUCGGCAAGCACCAAACCCUCAACUCCGUUGACAUUCUCAGUGCGGCCGGAAUCGUCAUCGCCAAGGUCAAAGGCGUGAACUUCAAGGAUGUGAAUGAAGACAACAAAAAGCACAUUUUUGGCGAAAUAUACACCUCCAUUGACACCUUGGCAUUUACAUUUGGCAAUGUAGUGUCUGACUUCCUUAUGGGAGAUGUAGACAGUGGAUCAGUGUUGGGGGGGCCCCAGACGAGAAGCCGGGUGAGUGAGCGGCUGUCCUGUUUGGGCUCAGUGCCGUGCCCCCCUCCUCGGUGCGUCUGUGUGUGCGCCUCUUUCCUUUUUUUCCAGCAUGUAAUGUUUUUCCGCAAACAGCCCUGCCCUCUGCCUUUCGUGCCCUUUUCAACGGGCACAAUGUUUCCAUUGUCGCUUCCCGUGUAUUUCGAGUACAUGCCAUUUAGAGAAAUUUACACCUCUGCCUUCAACAACGACUAUGAAUACGGCCAGCUCCUGCUGCAGACCGCAGCUGCUCUGCAGGCCAACAAAUUCAUCCAGCCCCUGCUGGCCCGAAGGAACGAACUGGACAAACGCAGGAAGGAGAUAAAGGAUCAGUGGCAGAAGGAACAGAAGAAACUGCAGGAGGCGGACAGCGCACUGCGUAAGGCCAGGGCGCUGCAGGGCCAGCGCAGGGAGGAGUACGAGAAGGCUCACUGCUCCACCAGCCGCAUGGAGGAGGAGGCCCCACAGGCCGGGGGCAAGCAGCUGGAGAAGAAGAGGAGGCUGGAAGAGGAGGCACUGCAGAAGGCCGAGGAGGCUAACGACCAGUACAAGGCCUGUGUCGCUGACCUCGGGAUGAAGAAGCAGGAUGCAGCCAACACCAAAAGCGAGAUUCUGGCGCAGGUGCACGACCUGGUGUUCCAGUGCGACCUGACGCUGAAAGCGGUCACUGUGAACUGGUUCCAGAUGCAGCAAGCGCAAGCGGUGUCCCUCCCUGUCAACCACCAGGCCCUGUGCGAGAGCGCCAAGCGCUACGAACCGGGCCGCCGUUACGCCGAGUUCGUGCAGAGUCUGUCCCGGGACCGGCUGCGGCCCGGCUGCUUCUCCUCGGAUGCCCCCCAGAACUCGGGGGUACCCUUCGGGAAGCGCUCGGCGGGGAGUGUCCACUCCUCGCAUGGCAAUCUGUCGCAGAUGUCCAUCACGUCAAGUGACUUCCAGAGCACGGAGGAGGUGGACAGCCCCGGCCACACACGGGCGGAGAAGGCGGGCGAGGGACGCGCCAACAGCAGCGCUGACAUCCAAGCGCUGAGGACGCAGGGUCCCCUGCGGGGGUGGAGCACAGGCGGCCAGGGCGGUGGCAUGUGCAGCGACUCGGAAAGCGCAGGGGGCAGCAGCGAGUCCCGCUCCAUGGACUCGCCGACCGCCAGCCCAGGCGACUUUAAGAGGAGGCUGCCCCGAACUCCCUCCACGGGCACCAUGUCUUCUGCGGAUGACCUGGACGAGAGAGAGCCCCCCUCCCCUUCAGACAACGGCCUUGGUGAGAUGGUAAUGGAGACAGCCAGCUCCCCUGGGCCUUUCCGGAACGCCCAGAUGUCCAAGGCGGCCCAGACGCACAAACUCCGCAAGCUCCGUGCCCCGUCCAAGUGCCGCGAGUGUGACAGCUUGGUGGUGUUCCAUGGGGCCGAGUGCGAGGAGUGCUCUCUGGCCUGUCACAAGAAGUGCCUGGAGACACUGGCCAUCCAGUGCGGCCACAAGAAGCUCCAAGGGAAACUGCACCUCUUCGGCGUGGACUUUGCGCUGGCCGCCAAGAGCGACCGCCAUGGCGUCCCGUUCAUCAUCAAGAAGUGCACCUCAGAGAUCGAGAACCGUGCUCUCGGCACCAAGGGUAUCUACCGGGUAAAUGGUGCGAAGUCGCGGGUGGAGAAGCUCUGUCAGGCUUUUGAAAAUGGCAAGGACCUGGUUGAGCUCUCUGACCAUUACCCACACGACAUCAGCAACGUGCUCAAACUGUACCUUCGACAGCUUCCUGAGCCCCUGAUCCUCUUCCGUUUCUAUAACGACUUCAUCGGCCUGGCCAAGGAGAGCCAGAGCGCCAUCCUAGAUGAGGUGGAUGCCGCCCGGUCCCGGCCUGCGGGUGACACGCCCCAGCUAAGCGUCGAGCUCAACCGGGUGCUCUUCAAGAUCCGCGAUUUGCUCCGGCAGCUGCCACUGGCUCACUACCGCACCCUACAGUACCUGAUCGGGCACCUAAACAGAGUGACGGAGAAAGCAGAUGAGAACAAGAUGACUGCUAGCAACCUGGGGAUCAUUUUUGGCCCGACGCUGAUCAAGCCGCGGCAGACGGACGCCGAGGUUUCGCUCUCCUCUCUGGUGGACUAUCCGUACCAGGCCCUCAUCGUGGAGCUUCUCAUCACGCACUAUGGCAAGAUCUUCGACACACCACUGAGCCCCAUGUCUCCUACGCCCACUGGCUCUCUGCUGGCCCUCAGGGGCCCAGAGGUCCUGGCGAGCUCAGAGGAGCCACAUCUGAGUCACCACUCCAAGUCUUUGGUUGACAUCAAGGAGCAGAGCUCGAAAGCGUACAAAAGGCACUCCUCUAUAAUUCCUACCUUCCGUUCGGUGGAUGAGGUGAAGGACACUAAGCCCAGACUGGAAGGCGGUGAUUAUGCACCUGCUGUGGUCACGUCUUCGGCAAAAUUCAACGGUGCUCCUGGUCCAGCUGUGCCGGAAAUCCACCGGACGAUGCUAGUGCUGGAGAAGCAGCACAUCAGCACAGCGCGGGUGCAGCUGAGGGCGCCUCGGAGCAAGCCGGUCAGCCGCCCCGUCAGCAUGCCGGUGGAGAGGCUGCUGGGCCCCAGCCAGGUACUCGAGAGGAACAACAAGAACAGCUCGCAGCGCGAGAGGAGCCCCGCUAUCCAGGAGGCACCGGAGCCAGAAAAGCCGGGCAACAGGGUCAGCUCCUACUACCGGAGCCCCUAUAUCGAUACCCAGACCCUGCGCAAGACCUGGGACAAGCAGUACAAGCAUUACGACAUCACUCCGCGGACCGCCAUGAUCAUGGCCAACAUUCCCACGGAUGGCAGCGCUGGGGAUUCGGGGAAUUUGUCCACCUCGCUCCCAGCCACCACAUUCUCGAUGCCCGAGAGGACCGGAAGGACCUUGCGGAGGCAGAACAACCUUAGCGAGCCCUGCCCAGGGAGCGGGAACGUCAUCAGGCCCCCCCGGACUUUGCGGCCCCCACCCGGGACAUUUUAUAAACCUCCCCCAAGCCAAAAGGCCAAGCCGGCAGAGCUAGAGGCUCGACGGUGCAGUGAACCUGCCAGCAUCCCAAUAGACGCCGGGCCAUCACAGGGCUUGGAGACGCAGAUGGGGGUGGGGUCAGAGGCGGGGCUACAGAGGAGGGUGUCUGCGGAUGAGCCAAUGGAAUCGGAGCCUGCUGCCUCCCAGCCCCACUCACAGCCACAGUCCCCCAUUUCCGGACCCGAGGACCAGAGCGUGAGUGAGGCCAAACCCGUCUUCCAGAGACUCAGGACCCGCCGUGUGCCGGAAUUUGAACACAGGGAAGCGCACUUCGUGUGAUGGCUGAGCCGGAUUCCUGCGUGCACCUGUACAUACGCAGGUUUCUGUGCUUUUUUUGUAUAUAAGAAAUCCCAUCUCUUUAAGAGGGAGAAGAAAAUUUCAAAGAACUGUGAAAAUUAACCACGGGAGUGUUACUUGUAUUAAUAUAUUUUGCGUUCUGUUGGGUAGGGCUGGAAAUGGGAGGGUCCCGGACUUUAAAACGGAUGCACUUGGCACACGUUUUAAAUUGUGGCUGUGGCUUCCUCCUAAAAAGUGGUCUAAACAGAACCUUAGACCCAGUACCCUGUGAAAUCUGAGUGUCAUUCUGCCAGUUUUUUAGAGAACAAGGUGAUUGAUGCUUUGUGGAGAGGCAUGCGUGCAUGCGUUACUUACUUAGAUUGGCCGGGAUACGUGUCUUGGCCACAGAGCUGCUUCUCAGUGCUAUGAGAUCAGGCUUUUGAGGUUCAUUUCAUUUUAAUUUGUUUCUGUUGUUUCGCGACUGUAUGUGAAGCCUUGUUGUAUUACUGUAUUAAUUACCCUGGUCAUUACGAUGCACUUAGUGUACAGACGCAAAUGGAGACAUCGGUCUGUUUUACAACUGGAAAGUUUAUACAUAUCAUAUGUAGUUUCAGCUCAAAUAAGUGCCUCUUGUAGUAACAUGUAAACCUUGUAUUUUUAUAUAUAUGUAAAGUAUAACCUUUCCAGUUUAAAGCCUCUUGUAAUGUAUUAACAUACUGCCUAUUCACAGAUGUUCACGCCAAACGUAUGCCACUAUUUGUAACUUAUUAAAUAUGUGCUUCUUGACUCGUAAAUGGUCAGUGUUUCGCCGUGCUUCCUCAUGCGGCAGUCGCCGAUUGUUUGCUGAAAGUCCCACAAGCCCUUUCUGCCGAUCGCCUCACUUCCUGUCACAUGAUUUUGGGUGUUCCUGUAGUCAGGAUUUGUUGGGAAGGCCAUAGUUAUCUUUGGAUCCUCUCAGGCCUGUUGCCAUGGCUGUUUUAAGGCUUAGCCCCGCCCCCUUUUAUAAAUCUCUAGUGGGGCACCUGGAUCCCAUUAAUGGACCUUUCACACCAAUUCUCAUUUUUGCCCCCCCACCUAAGAGAUAUUCCUAAGUACCUAUUCCAGUACCGUCCAUAUUCCUGGGUAUUUGUUUUUCCUUGAAUUCUGACAGAGUCCACUUUCAUAAAUGAGACCUAAUUAGCCGGACCCGUUACAGUCUCUAGCAGGAACUGCUGCUCUUUACAAAGGGAGCGCACACUAGAUCUUAAAUGGCCGCUGCAUUUAAAAGAAGAAAAAAACCAUGUGGAUGGUCUGUAGAACCACGUGACCCGCCUGUCUUUAAUCGGCCCUAUUGUUUGAGCACAUCGCAUUUCAUUGGUCAGCUCGCAGCAUCAGGCUUGGGCCCGCAGGGGAUUCUGGGAUGUAUCUCUCCCCCCUUAGAGAGUAACUCUAAGUUGACUGGGAAGCUCCCUGUUACUGUAUUGCAGUAUUUUUCCGUGUUAUUUGUCUUGCAUCCACAGUUGUAGAAACAUCUGGAGAUGUACUUAAAGUCGAGUGGGCUUGUUUCGUUGUGGGUGGAAAUAUUUAAAUACGGAUUUCCUCAUGAAAAUGGUAGCAGAGUGGUCUUCCUGAUGAUACCAGUAUAUUACUGGUAAUAUUGCAUUCAGGUUAUAUUUAUGUGUUUCAGUAUUGGCAAAAAUAAAGCGAUUUUGGGGGGGGGGAUUGAUGAAAUGUUUUAUUCCCCAUUUUAUUUGCUCAAAACAAUCUGAUUUUUCCAAAGUGUACAAUGUCAAUGUUAAUUAAAAAAAAAAACAGUGGAACUCAUAGA